Messenger RNA from Psylliodes chrysocephalus, 1089 nucleotides. Lineage: Eukaryota; Metazoa; Arthropoda; Insecta; Coleoptera; Chrysomelidae. The record is from the annotation of a GenBank genome assembly.
CAAAACAAAGAUACACAGAAAUAAUUUAAUAAAUUUAGGAAAUACCCUAUCAUUAUUGUUAACCAAAAUUCAAUGGAAGACAUGUAGAAAAAUAAUGAUCGUCACAUUUUAUCUGAAUUAUACUUCCUCUUAGUCACAUCGAUACCUACCCAUCACUGCGUUUAAAUUUCACGAAUGAUAUCUAUAAAUAUUUUAUUAAUGUUAUUAGCAAUAACAAAUGUUUAGAACCGUAUACUACUACUAGUAUGAAAUUCAUAUAUUUUUUGUUAUUUUUGGUGUAUUGUUGUCCGUUUGUUUUGAGUGCUCCAGAAAUAUGCCCAACUACAAAUUUAAAAGAAGGGUUAGUGAAGUUGUAUUAUUGUCAAUUUAUAGAAAUUGUAACUUUUCAAAAUAAAACAGAGAAGAUCAACUCACGUAGCCAGGAGAUAAAAGAUUGCCAAAACGCCGCGCAGUCCGGCCAAUUUGUCGACAAAUUUGGAGUAACACAUUUGAUUCGAAAAAAUAACACCCUUUAUAGGAAUGUUACGUUCAUCCAAAACGACGGACAAACUUUUAUACCUAUAAAUACAGUAUAUUCCAUAUCAGCAAUAGAAGUAAUUGCCAAAGUGAAUUUCGAAAGUAAUAAAAUCGUUCUUCGUUCAGGAACAAUAUGCCGAUACAGUGAAGGAAAAUGCAACGAUGAUAAAGAAAUUACCCUCAGUAUAAACUGGAAAGUCGGUGACGUCGUCAAAAAUUACACUUCGAUCAUAGAUUGCAUGAAUAAUUACGUAUAUUUAUUGGAACAAAAAGUUCUCAAUUCAGAAUCACAAUUAUCUGUUAAUUUCCAUAUUAGUUUGAUCAUUAUCUUCAUAAUAUUUAUAUAUUUAUGCAAACGUUGUUACAGUGUCUAUUUUAAUUGGAAAACCAUGAAAACGAACACUAACGGCAACAUCGUUUUCGAUAACUUCUUUCAGGCGCAUUUCAAUCGAAGAAUUUGGAAGGAAAUGAUCGAACUAAAAAUGAAAAUUUAUUUCGACACUCAUCAUCAUUAUGAUUGUAUUGAUUGCAUAAAAAAAACCGAGUUUGAAUAAAUUUUUUAGAGAAUAAAAC